UGGAGCCACCUCCAAACCUGCUUCUCUUCUGCAUCUUCACCUUCGCCAUGGUCCUGGUCCCAGAAGCCAAGGACCAAAGCAGGGGAGCGCGGGGAAGGAGACGGGGGCCGGGACGGUCCCUCGCCCUGGCCUGGGCCCCCGAUGACCCCUACACCACCAUGGAGGACUACGAGCAGAGCAUCCAGGACAUGGUGCGCCAGCUGAAGAACAGCUCCGAGCCAGGCGACACCAAGUGCCAGGUCAACCUGCGGCUCUGGAGGUCCAACCGGAGGAGCUUGUCGCCCUGGGCCUACAGCAUAAACCACGAUGCCACGCGGAUCCCAGCGGACAUCCCCGAGGCCCGAUGCCUCUGCACCGGCUGCAUCAACCCCUUCACCAUGCAGGAGGACCGCACCAUGGCCAGCAUUCCCAUCUACAGCCGGCUGCCCGUGCGCCGGCUGCUCUGCCAGGGGUCGGGAGACACGGGACAGAAGCGGUCCACGAAGAAGAAGUGUCCGAAGAAGUAUCAGACAGUCAUGGAGACCAUUGCCGUGGGCUGCACCUGCAUCUUCUGA
This is a messenger RNA of Nothoprocta perdicaria, 554 nucleotides long. It is a transcript of the gene IL17B, whose product is annotated as interleukin 17B. Gene Ontology annotation, molecular function: cytokine activity. NCBI's taxonomy places the organism in Eukaryota, Metazoa, Chordata, Aves, Tinamiformes, Tinamidae. Gene Ontology annotation, cellular component: extracellular region. The record is from RefSeq and is a predicted model, not a curated record. The transcript has 3 exons. Gene Ontology annotation, biological process: inflammatory response. Bases 48 to 554 code for a protein of 168 amino acids.